UCCCCGCCGCGCAGCAUGGCCGGGCUGGGCGGCGGCCCCGCCAGCUUCGGGCGCUGCACGCACGCCGUGGUGCGGGCGCUGCCCGAGUCGCUGUGCCGGCAGGCGCUGCGCAGCACGCCGGGCCCCGAGGUGGACUUCGCCCGCGCCGAGCGGGAGCACCAGCUGUACGUGGGCGUGCUGCGGGGCAAGCUGGGGCUGCAGGUGCUGGAGCUCCCGGCCGACGAGAGCCUCCCCGACUGCGUCUUCGUGGAGGAUUCGGCCGUGGUCUGUGAGGAGACGGCGCUCCUCACCCGCCCGGGUGCGCCCAGCCGCAGGAAGGAGGUUGAAGCCAUGAAGAGAGUACUCGAAAGUCUCAACCUCAAUAUAGUAGAGAUGGUAGAUGAAAACGCAACCUUGGAUGGUGGAGAUGUCUUGUUUACAGGCAGAGAAUUUUUUGUGGGGCUUUCCAGGCGGACAAAUCAGCGUGGUGCAGAAAUUCUGGCUGACACAUUUAAGGAUUAUGCUGUCUCCACAGUCCCUGUUCAUGAUUCUUUGCAUCUGAAGAGCUUUUGCAGCAUGGCUGGACCAAACUUGAUUGCUAUUGGAUCAAGUGAAGCUGCACAGAAAGCCCUCAAGACCAUGCAGCAGAUGAGUGACCACCGCUAUGACAAGCUGACAGUGCCCGACGAUGCCGCAGCAAACUGCAUCUACUUAAACAUUCCCAGCAAAGGCCACGUCCUGCUGCACCGAGCCCCUGAGGAGUACCCGGAGAGUGCAAAGGUUUUUGAAAAACUGAAGGACCACAUGCUGAUCCCAAUAGCCAAUACAGAACUGGAGAAAGUAGAUGGGGCACUCACCUGUUGCUCUGUGCUUAUUAACAAAACUUCAGUAUUAUGAGUUUACAGAGUCCCUCCCUUGUAACUGGCAAUAAUGUUACACACAAGGUAGACGAAUCUGUAUCCACACUUUUGUUGUUUUUAUUGACAAUCUACUGUACCACUGUGCUACUAACCCUUGUUUACAAAUUUCUUGCUUUCUGUAUUUUCAUUAUGUCCUUGCAGAUGGCAUUUAAGGUGGAUGUACGGUCUGUUGGGGGGCACAUAACUCUGAAAUAUGUUAGUCCCAUGGGCUAGCAGAAGACAAUUAAUAAUGGCUAAUCCCUAGCUUUAGUGAUUUAACAUAUCCAUGUGAAAAUUUUAUGAAAACCAACUAAUUCUCAACAUUUCAAGCGCCUCUGUUGUCUUUACACUGUUCCCUUUUCCGGCUUUAUUUCUCUUGCUUCCUGGCUCUGCAUAUUUUUUUUCCUUCCUUGGUCCUCUGUACUUUCAGUGAUGCAAGAUACCAGAGGGGACUAAAGAAAACUCAGUGGGUUCAUGAGCUUGGUAUCUUGAGCAGUAGGGAAGCUUUCUGUAUGCUGGCUGGAGCAGUGAGUGAUGGGUUGUGCUCACUGUCUCAGUCAUAUCACGUUGCUGCUUCUGGGCAGAGUUGUGGCUGGAAUCAAUUUCAAGACACCAGGUAGCAAGUUCAGAAAAAACUUCCUCUGGUGGGAGCCCGGGAAACUCAAAUGACAGAAAAAGGGAGAGCAGUUCACCCACACAAGAUACAUCCUGCAAGUUCAGGUCCUAGUUUGCUACUUAGUGCCAUGACUUUCAGAUGGUGAGAAUGAAAGAGGAGUUUUUAAAAAGGCCAGAACCCAGGGAGCACCUGGACCACAAAAAUUAAAACACUGAGAUGCUUUUGGAAAAGAUAAACCUACAAAAGUAAUCUAAAAUGCUGGGUGUGUGUGUAUGUUUUAAUUCUUUGUAUACUUUUUCAAUAUAUUUGUCUUCUCUUUUGGAGGCCACUUGCUAGUAAAAUUGAAAAGGGUGAUAGAAGGAGUUGAAGGACAGCUAUUCCUGGAUUAUGCUUAUGAAUAAGGGAAGCUAUUUUUUCCUGAAAGACUGGCAUUUGUGCUUUGUCUGCCCUUGGGGCAGUUUUCCUUGGAACAAUAACCAUCUUAUGGUUUUUUAAUUGCAUGAAUAUUUACUGUGGUAUUCAGUUAAAACAAAUAUAAUUUUUGUAGCAAAUUCCACAGCAUGUUUACCCACUGAGUCAUAGUUUUUUUCACCACAGUGAAGUGAAGCAUACCCCAUUGUAUUCCCAUGCUUCUUGUUAAAUCAUUUGUAAACUAAGGAUGGAGAAAUUCCCAAACAAGAGGCAGUAGUGGGAAGUUGCUGGAGACUGACAAAUAGUCUGAACAUGUUAUCAACUUCCUAGACAUCUCCUCCACCGUUCCUGAAUCAUUUGAGGCAUGUUGCUAAGGUACAGUAGGAAGCGAGCAGAUGGGGGGGCUGAGGCAAUGUGGUCUGCAGGAAAGCAAAUUGUAUUAACUGAGAACACACUUGGAUCUCUUUUUUUGUGUAGUUAUAAAGGAAGAACCACAAGUGCUAAUAUCCAUAGGUACUCCUCAAUGUGUAUCUCUCUUCAUCUCAGUGGUUAAUGAGGAGGAAACCUCCUGGCAGCUACCAGAAUACAUCUGUUGCUUUGUGGGCAAAUCGUGUUGUGAUGACACGAAGUAUCAUGAGGCAGAAAGCAAUGACAAGUGAAUAUAAUGUAUGUGAAAAGAGCACAUCCCAAAGGAAACCUUUAGCCAGCCAAGCAGCAGGUGCUGCUUUUAUGGGUGUGUGCUGUCCCAAAGGGUUCUCCUGGUGUUUCCCCUUUGUUUUCUUCAUUCAUUCCUAUGCACCAUCAUUUAAGCCUGACCCAGGUGAUAAGGCUUUAAGGAUGUACACAUUGCAGUGUGGAAUCUCUGUUUCUGCCUUCCCUGGGUGCUUUUAAAAUAUCUGAUAAAGCAUCUUGCAUUUUAAAAUUACUUUACAUGAAACAAAGAUGAUGUGCCAAAAAGUGACCCUGCAGUAUUUAACUGUGACCCUCUAGAAGGAAGCCAUACUCUGUUAAAAACCUGUGCAGCUGUGGGAGCUGUCAUACAAAGCUGGAACAGAAUCCCCACAACUGUCCAUGCACCUCCUGGGGACUGGCCCCCAUCCGUGUUGUUCAGUCCCUCUUCCCUCUUCACCCUGGGGAGCCAGAGCAUCCAAAUACACUGGGACAGUGUUAGGCUGUGGGAUUUCUAUUAAAUUUCUCUCUCAACACCAAGCAAUUUUGCCUUCUAUUGCCUCUUUUCUCCUACCUGAGUCUUCUGUAACUCCUGCCUCUUUGCUGUUCAUUCCAAAGUAUCCCAACCCAUGGUGGACUAUCCUAAACUAACUGUCCCCUUAAGUAGGUGGCAGGAGGAAGGAGAAACUGAGGGGUCCAAUUUGGCUCUGAGUGACUUCUUUUGAGCAGGAUAACUGUCAACAGGAGCCAUAGUUUCAGAGAGUGACAAGGGUGGUUCCUCUUCUUUAAGGUUACCCCAGAAAAGAGAAACACUUGUGGUGGUCAUUGCUGGUAUCUUGUGUCCCUGAAAGCUAUAGAAUAGAUGACAAUUAAUUCCUCUGGCUCUUCAAGGGAAGGAGAGAAGGAGCUGGGAGCGUAGAGCCAAGAAACAUCUCUGUUGACAGAGAGGUUGGUCUUUCACUUACUGCCAUUUAGAUUUCCUGCCUUCGAGGCUGCAUUUUGGUAUACAGGAGGAGCAAGGGAGUGGCUGGGGGACCUGAAUUCCCUCAGGUGGUGAUUGCAAGUCUAGCUUCAGGCACAGAACUUAGGUGCUUUUUCUCUGUUGGUUUCAGUAGGUGUCAUAGCUUCCUAGCAUAGACUCUCUAAAUUACAUCUUAGCCUGAUACCAAAAGUCACCUAAACUGGUUAGUGAGAUUGCCUUCACCUCUCUGCUGUUAGCAUUAUUCUUUAUUCUGGUGUUAUAAAGCAAAAACGUUAAGAGCACUUCAGUUUGUGCAUUUGCAGUAUGGUACUAAGAACUAAAAUAAUGUCAAAUGCUUUUUGGUCUUGCUGUUUGCUAUUUUUUUGUUGCCCAAAUGAAGAAUUCAGUUGUGAGGACACUUCUGCUGGGAUACGUAUGCAUCAGUGGGCAUCCGGUACAUCUUGUCACCAGAACAUUUCUCAGAUGCCUGAUUUGAAUCAUCAUCCUUGAUUAAUAUAAAUAAUAAAAUAAAAUCCCAAACCAAAAAAGGAGAUGAGACACUGAAGACUAAUAGCUGCCCUCAUGAAACACUUGAUAACAGCUGUCAGGCUAUGUGACAUGGCAGGCCAGUGCAGAAGUUCUCAUGGUUAAAAGCUCAACAAUGGGGCUUGAAUUACUCAAAGGUUGUUUUCUUUGCCUUUGAGGAAGCAGUUUAGCUCAGUCCAAAUGAAAAAGCUACAAUGUGCAUUGUAGAUUUUUCAUGGAUGUUAUCUUUGCUAAAACUUCAGAGAGCUGUGAUAUGUGGGUCUCUUCACCAGAAUGUGAAAACAGUGUCUCUCUCUACUAUGAAAAUGUGAAUGCAUACUGUACCUUAUAAGAUAAACUUGAAUUCUUCCAUUUCUGCAUUUUUGUAUUUUCCAUGCUAUAAUAUAUUCCUUUUCAGUCUUAAAUAGAUACCACUGUAUGAAGCUAUGCUCUGAUUUUUUUUGUGAUUUCCAUGUGAUAGGUACGGAGCUCAUAGGCAACACUAUGUCCAGUUUUAAAAACUUAAAGUCAGUGCACAGAAUGUUGUUUGUUCACAGCAAAUCGGGGAUGAAAAAUGGAAAUAAGCUUUUGAUUUCAUUCAGCUUCUUAUACAUUAUAUCAAUUAAUUACUUUGAUAGAAAACAUCACAUGAAACCAUUUGGGGAAAAUAAUUUACUAUUUAAGAUUAUCUAUUUUUGCUUUUAUCAAUAAGGAAGCUGAAAAGAUAAGACUGCUUAAAGUAUGGUAUUUGUUAAGUGAUGGUGAACAAAGUAUCAUUGGACCUUACAGGUAUUUUCAGAAAAGUUUUAGCUGGUCGUAUGAUGUAACUUGUAUAGAGUUGCAUGUGAAUCGUGUUAGUCACUGUUCUACAUAGUAUUGUUCUGCAGUACACAAAUAUGACUACUGAACACUUAAAAUCUUAAAAUCUUGUUGCAGUAUACAGUUCCCCACUUUUUGUGCCAAAACCAUCAACACAUUCCAUAAUCAGUUCUAAUAGAGGUUUGCACUUUGAUUUAUUUUUUUUGACUCUUGCAGUUUCAAUACUGUAAAUCCCCAUCACGAAGGAAUAAAGUGUCAGUUGUACUGUGA
This is a messenger RNA of Apus apus (common swift), 5149 nucleotides long. RefSeq names its product dimethylarginine dimethylaminohydrolase 1 (gene DDAH1). The coding region runs from base 16 to 876 and encodes 286 amino acids. The transcript has 6 exons. Lineage: Eukaryota; Metazoa; Chordata; Aves; Apodiformes; Apodidae. The record is from RefSeq and is a predicted model, not a curated record. Gene Ontology annotation, biological process: positive regulation of nitric oxide biosynthetic process; arginine metabolic process. Gene Ontology annotation, molecular function: amino acid binding; dimethylargininase activity.